ACUUGCCUACGUACGUGUCAGUCGUCUACAAAUUGCCUUCGGAAUAUUACGUUUAUCGUAAACUGUACGCAAAUGACAACUGUGUUGGAAAUGUCCAGUCGCCAACAUUUGUAUCCAACAAUAGCGACAUCUAAUGAUGAUAACGAUUCAGAAUCGAAAACAUGUGGAAAGAUUCUUGUUGUGUUAUCGUGGAUUUUAGUUGUGCUCACAAUGCCUUUUUCCCUCUUCGUGUGUUUUAAGGUCGUUCAGGAAUACGAAAGGGCUGUUAUAUUUCGGUUAGGACGGCUCCUCACAGGAGGGGCUAAAGGUCCUGGUAUAUUUUUUAUUCUACCAUGUAUUGACUCCUAUGCGAGGGUAGACCUGAGAACUAGAACCUACGAUGUGCCACCUCAAGAGGUACUCACAAAGGACUCCGUUACUGUAUCUGUGGAUGCUGUGGUUUACUAUAGAGUGCAUAAUGCUACAAUUUCCAUAGCGAACGUAGAAAACGCUCAUCAUUCGACACGCCUCUUGGCUCAGACCACGCUUCGGAAUACUAUGGGCACUAGACCCCUACACGAAAUAUUAAGCGAACGGGAAACCAUUUCAGGAAAUAUGCAAAUCUCUUUAGACGAGGCAACAGAAGCAUGGGGUAUUAAGGUGGAACGAGUUGAAAUUAAGGAUGUUCGCUUGCCCGUGCAACUGCAACGAGCAAUGGCAGCAGAGGCAGAAGCGGCGCGGGAAGCUCGAGCCAAGGUGAUUGCUGCAGAAGGUGAGCAGAAAGCAGCACGAGCCCUUCGCGAAGCCUCUGAGGUUAUCGGCGAUAGUCCCGCUGCUCUACAACUUCGUUACUUACAGACGUUGAACACAAUAUCUGCUGAGAAGAACUCAACAAUUGUAUUCCCGCUGCCCAUCGAUCUCCUUACUUACUUCAUAAAGGCUAAAGAGUAUCCAUCUAAUUAAGUAAAUUUGGCAAUUGCUACAUUAAUGAAGAUAUAAACCUCGAAAUAAGUUUUGAUUAUAAAAAAUUAUCUCAUGUUAAUUAUAAGCAAAAUCAUGUACCUUUCCUAAUCAGAAUAAUUACUGGACAAAUCAAACGACGUUAGUACAAGAUUAAUCGUAUUGACGAAACUCGACCUUUAAAAGCUCAAAACCGAAUAGCUUCAAAGAAAAUCCAUACGUUUACAAAGUCAUACUAAGCUCUAACUCUCGACUUUGAAUUAAGAUUCAUAUAUUCCCUAUAAGAAUUAAUGCCUCCUUACAUCCAAAAUCUGGACACCUUACGUAUGAUUUCAACACUGGUAUACUGCAGUGGUGGAAAAUAUUGGAGGAGAUUACGGCCAUAAUAUUUAUAAGGCCAUAUAUUACAAGUAUAAAUUAACAUGCCGUGCAGUUUUCGUUUAUUUGAUCAAGCUUGUACUAGCCCUACGACAAUUUAAAAUGUAGUUUUAAUCAAGUGUAAAAAAUUACACGACUCUUCUAAGUUGACUAACCAAUAAGCUAACGUUUACAUAUCAGUGUGCAUCGAUUAUUAAAGUUCGUAUUUGUAAAAUAAAUUCAUGUCAUGUAACUUCGACCAUAUUUCUCUCUUUAUGUAAAUCAAAUUUUAGAUACAUAAGCUAAUUUAUGAAUAAAAUGAGUUUAAAUA
Pieris napi is the source of this 1627-nucleotide messenger RNA. RefSeq names its product band 7 protein AGAP004871. The record is from RefSeq and is a predicted model, not a curated record. Gene Ontology annotation, cellular component: plasma membrane. The transcript is spliced from 7 exons. Bases 73 to 942 code for a protein of 289 amino acids. NCBI's taxonomy places the organism in Eukaryota, Metazoa, Arthropoda, Insecta, Lepidoptera, Pieridae.